UUUGUGGCUUACGAUUCUCCCUCCCUUUCUCGCUCCCUGAACGGUCAAUCCCUGAAUAAUUCCUUUCAAACUCAACCCACCUCCGGCACUGUGGGCUACACAUCCCUUCUUAUUAUUUAGACCCGCUGUCUCUCGUCGGGUUGUUGGAACGCCUCGGGGCGUGUUGGACCCUACUUUCUCCAUACACAUAUUGCGCUGAACACCAAGAUGGCGCCUUCAGCUGCCCCGACCUCAGACCCGCCUUCCCAGGCCGAUACGCCUAUGACCGAUGCCAAUGAGGAGCCCGUCACGUCGGUUCCCGUCGAUGGUCCGGAUGCGCAUAUGACGGUAUGCUAAAUUAAAUCUGGUUUUCGCGAACACCCAAAACUAUGUGUCGGGUCACGAGCUUUGGUUUCCUCAAUAGCAGAUCUCGUUGGUCGCGCUCCGAGCGUGCAGGAAGGGGAGCCAAGGGAACACCAGGCUUCCCCGAAAUCGUGUUUGGUCAAAUGCGAACGUGGCUCAGAUGCUAACUUGGGCGCAAUGCAGGACUCCGAUACCAACCCGAACACCACAGCAAGCAGUGUUGCAGGCGACACAGUCCACCUUGACGGGAGGAGGAAAAGGUCCGAGGCCUUUCAUAUGAGAAAGAACCUUCUGGGGAAAAAGCACGGUCGUCUGGAUGAAUCUAAGGUGAGUAACCCUCGUCGGCGGUGCCUGCCAAUUUUCGUUGCGGUCACUGAUCUGUUUUUGGCGGGGCUUUAGGAAGAUGAUUCAAUUCGACGAUUUCGUUACCUUCUCGGGCUGACCGAUCUGUUCCGUCAUUUUAUCGAAACCAACCCCAACCCUCGCAUCAAGGAGAUCAUGGCCGAAAUCGACAGACAAAACGCUGCGGAAGAGGCAAGGGCCCGCAAGGGUUCGUCGCGGGCUGGUGGUGCUGGUGGUGAUCGACGUCGCAGGACUGAACAAGAGGAAGAUGCGGAGCUGCUGAAGGACGAGAGGAGUGGUGGCGAAACUGGAACCGUCUUCCGCGACUCCCCGCCAUUUGUCCAGGGCGAGAUGCGUGAUUAUCAAGUUGCGGGUCUGAACUGGCUUGUGUCCUUGCACGAGAACGGUAUCUCUGGUAUAUUGGCAGACGAGAUGGGUCUGGGUAAAACCUUGCAGACCAUCUCUUUCCUCGGCUACCUUCGUUACGUCUGUGACAUCCCCGGCCCUCAUCUGAUCGCUGUUCCCAAGUCUACGCUCGACAACUGGAAGCGAGAAUUCAUGAAAUGGACCCCCGACGUCAAUGUUCUUGUGCUUCAAGGCGACAAGGAAGAGCGCCACAAGCUAAUCAACGAACGACUUCUCGACGAGGACUUUGAUGUCUGCAUUACGAGUUACGAAAUGGUUCUUCGGGAGAAGUCCCAUCUCAAGAAGUUCGCCUGGGAAUACAUCAUCAUUGAUGAGGCUCAUCGGAUUAAGAACGAGGAGUCGUCCCUCGCACAGAUUAUUCGUGUCUUCAACUCUCGGAAUCGCUUGCUGAUCACCGGUACCCCGCUUCAGAACAACCUCCACGAACUUUGGGCCCUCCUGAACUUCCUCUUACCUGACGUUUUUGGUGAUUCGGAAGCUUUCGACCAGUGGUUCUCUGGUCAGGAUGCCGAUCAGGAUACCGUCGUGCAACAACUUCAUCGAGUGCUCCGGCCAUUCUUACUUCGUCGCGUUAAGAGCGAUGUUGAAAAGAGUUUGCUCCCCAAGAAAGAGCUCAAUUUAUAUGUGCCUAUGUCCGAAAUGCAAGUGAAGUGGUAUCAGAAGAUCCUUGAGAAGGAUAUUGAUGCUGUGAACGGUGCCGCCGGCAAGCGGGAGUCGAAAACUCGUCUGCUGAACAUUGUUAUGCAACUCCGUAAAUGCUGCAAUCACCCCUAUCUCUUCGAAGGUGCUGAACCUGGCCCGCCCUAUACGACCGACGAACACCUUGUCUUCAACGCUGGCAAGAUGUCAAUUCUUGACAAGCUCCUGGCGCGGAUGCAGAAGCAGGGAAGCCGAGUGCUCAUUUUCUCACAAAUGAGCCGUGUCCUGGAUAUCCUGGAGGAUUACUGUGUAUUCCGAGAGUACAAUUACUGCCGUAUAGACGGUACCACAGCCCACGAGGACCGAAUCGCUGCCAUCGAUGAAUACAACAAGCCGGGCUCGGACAAGUUUGUUUUCCUUCUCACGACACGAGCAGGAGGUCUCGGUAUUAAUUUGACGUCUGCGGAUAUUGUCGUGCUUUAUGACAGCGACUGGAACCCUCAAGCGGAUCUGCAGGCUAUGGAUCGUGCUCAUCGUAUCGGUCAGACCAAGCAGGUGGUCGUCUUCCGUUUCGUCACCGAAAACGCGAUUGAGGAGAAGGUUCUCGAGCGUGCGGCGCAAAAGCUGCGACUUGAUCAACUUGUUAUUCAGCAAGGCCGUGCGCAACAACAGACUAAGAAUGCUGCAUCCAAGGAUGAACUCCUUGGCAUGAUUCAGCACGGAGCUGCCAAUGUCUUCGGCAAUAACCCUAAUUCGGCAUCUCUGUCUGCCGAAAAGCAAAUAUCCGAUGACAGUUUUGAGGAUAUCAUGCGCAAGGGCGAGGAGCGAACCGUCGAGCUGAACAAGAAAUAUGAAAAACUGGGUAUCGAUGAUUUGCAAAAGUUCAGCUCCGAGAGUGCUUACGAAUGGAACGGCCAGAAUUUCACGGAGCGCAAGAAGGAUAUUGGCAUUAACUGGAUCAACCCGGCCAAGCGUGAGAGAAAGGAGCAGUUUUACUCCAUCGACAAGUACUACCGACAAGCUUUGGCUACUGGCGGACGAACUGCCGACCCGAAGCCCAAGGCACCCCGGGCCCCCAAACAGAUAACCGUUCACGAUUGGCAAUUUUUCCCGCCCGGGCUCCAGGAGCUCCAGGAGAAGGAGACAGCAUACUUCCACAAGGAGAUCGGAUAUAAGGCCAUUCUUGCCGAUGGGCCUGAGGAAGAGCUCAGCGAACGUGAGGCCGAACGCGAUCUGGAGCAACAGGAGAUUGACAAGGCCGUUCCUUUGACCGAGGAGGAACAAGCACAAAAGGCGAAAAUGUCCGAGGAAGGGUUCUCAACCUGGAACCGCCGUGAUUUCCAACAGUUCGUCAAUGGGUCAGCCAAGUUUGGGCGCACUGACUAUAACGGAAUUGCCACCGAAGUAGACAGCAAAGAACCCGACGAGAUCGAGGAAUAUGCCCAAGUUUUCUGGGACCGAUAUACUGAGAUUCAGGAUUAUCCCAAGUACCUCCGGGUCAUUGAACAGGGCGAGGAGAAACUUCGCAAGAUGAACCACCAACGCAAGAUGCUUCGCAAGAAGAUGGAAAUGUACCGCGUUCCCCUCCAGCAGCUCAAGAUCAACUACACCGUGUCUACUACCAACAAAAAGGUCUACACCGAAGAGGAAGAUCGGUUCCUCCUAGUGAUGUUGGAUAGGUACGGAGUUGAUGGCGAAGGUCUCUACGAGAAAAUUCGGGACGAGAUCCGCGAAUCGCCUCUUUUCCGCUUCGAUUGGUUCUUCCUCAGCCGAACCCCAGUGGAGAUUGGCCGUCGCUGUACCACUCUAUUGAAUACUGUCGCCAAGGAGUUUGAGCCUGGUGACGGGAAGGCCAACGGCGAGAACAAGGGCCGUGGACGUGACGAAGACGUCGAAAACGAGGAGGAUGGCCCGCCAGCCAAGAAGAAGAGCAAGGCUGCCGUGAACAAACAGGUCAAGGCUGUCAAGGGCAGUGCCAAAGGCAAUUCUCCAUCCUCGUCACGGGCAGCUAGCGUGUCGUCCAACGCCGCUUCGAAAUCGAAGAGCCGAAAGAGAUAAAUCCUUGAAUAACCUUUGUUUUCCUUUUUUUGAUCAACAAUUUGUAUCGUUAUGACUGGUAGGUAGUCUUGUUGGGAAUAUUAUAUUGGCCAUGGAUUUCCAUAUACGUCGGGUGGGGCGUUGGCUGAAAGAUGCCAUUUGUGCUUUAUGAUUCUUUUAACCCAAUUUUUCCUUGUUUCCUCCUUGUUCCUUGUACUAUGAGAGCUAUUUCCUAUCAGAUCAAAUUCAAGAUGUAUAC
This is a messenger RNA of Aspergillus melleus, 4045 nucleotides long. It is a transcript of the gene ISW2, whose product is annotated as chromatin remodeling complex Adenosinetriphosphatase, variant 2. NCBI's taxonomy places the organism in Eukaryota, Fungi, Ascomycota, Eurotiomycetes, Eurotiales, Aspergillaceae. Gene Ontology annotation, biological process: regulation of transcription by RNA polymerase II; nucleosome organization. Gene Ontology annotation, cellular component: chromatin; nucleus. The coding region runs from base 841 to 3807 and encodes 988 amino acids. Gene Ontology annotation, molecular function: ATP-dependent chromatin remodeler activity; histone binding; ATP hydrolysis activity. The record is from RefSeq and is a predicted model, not a curated record. The transcript is spliced from 2 exons.